Molecule: messenger RNA, 1919 nt
Organism: Ruditapes philippinarum (Manila clam)
Lineage: Eukaryota; Metazoa; Mollusca; Bivalvia; Venerida; Veneridae
Exons: 5
Coding region: 156-752 (198 amino acids)
Source: RefSeq, a predicted model, not a curated record
CCAUGACCUCAAGGCUUUGGAUGAAUAUAUCCGAAACAAUCCGAAUAUAUUUAGUCAGAGGUUGACUGCAUUACAUCUACAUAAGGUCGACGACUCGCUGUUGUUUUAAAGAAGGAAAAUAAAACAGUAAAAAAGCAACAACUUUAAAUUUCAGCAUGGAUUUUCGAGUAUUACAAUUGUUUAUUUUCAUCGGAUUAUUUAACUGCAUUUUAGCGUCUAAGGUUUAUGAGUGGCAGAAUAAUUGGGGUUCAGGCUUGUCGACUAAGGAGUUUGCCCAAAUUCACGAACUUGACAAAACUAUUACCCAUUAUGCAACUGAUGAAAGCGCCUCAGCAAAAAGUUCCCCGGCUGUCAGCCUUUAUGAUCUUAACACGAGAGAAGAUGAUUUUAAAAAGGGAAUAGUUGCUAUUAGACCACUUGUGGCAAAAGGCAGUCAAGUCUGUUUCAUUUCAGAAAUGGUAAAAUACUGGCCUGGAACCGAAAAAGCUAUAACUAACCGGCAUGGGACAACAAUAAAUGCACCGAAAUCAACAAAUUACUACAAAGUAAAGAAGCUAUUCCCGUCAAACCUUGACCCUCUUUCUAUACAAAGUAUAGCUGACUUCUGUAACGUAGAUUCAGACCAUAUAUUCUACAUGGAUCCCAUUGAAAAUGUGAAAGGUUACAAACAAAAGUUGAAGAUCCAUGGACUCUUUGGACGCUUGGUUGUUGGUAUUCCGGAUAAACAUAUAGAUACAGUAUUUGGUAAUUGAAUAAUCAAAUAAAAAAAUAUACACAUUAUACAGUAUAGAUUGACAUUUCAAACGUGAUUUUUCAUACAAAUAUUGCUUUAACAGAAUAAAUUCUAAAACGAGCUAAUGCCAAUUAAAGAUUGAUAUAUUUAAAAGGUGAAAGUGUUUCUUUCUUAUAAAUCAUCUGGAAAUUAGGUAUAUAUGAUUAUUUUUCAAUAUACUAAGAGUUCUUUAUAUAGAACAUAAUCAAAUUUCAGGAUGUACAGGCUGCUGAGAUUGAAAUCUUAUGUUGCGAAUUUUCGGAAUUUCAGGAUAAAGAUUGAAAACGAAAGAGUCUUGCGAAAGUUCUAUGUACAUAAUCAAACUUGUAUAAUUUUUAUUUUAUUUCUUUCCUAGGUGUUCUUCGUCAAAAUGCUUCGGAUUUUUUAAGACAUUUUUACCUGUAAAUGAAGGUUGCAGGCUAAAAUGUUUUAUUAAUUUUAAUGUAUUUUAUUUUCAGCAGUCAUAUAAUGAGUAUACAUAUAAAUGUCAUAUUUGUGCUAUUGCAUGUUUUACAUAUGAGUUUAAGCACACCACUGAAUAGCUUUUUCACUUAUUAUUUUUUUAUAAUGCGUAUGUUUGAUGAAGCUUAUUAUUACAUUUGGCACACUGUUUGCGCACGAAAAAUGCUAUGUUAGAAUAAUUUCAUUUCAAAUCACUGAUUUUUUAGGUUUGAUUGUAUUGUUAUUGUAUAGUUUUGAUAUUGUAUACCAGACAUCUGUUAACUUGUAUAGUUUAUUCAUAUUGCACUGUUAAGAAAUUUAUAUUGCACACAUUGCUCAGCGUAACAGUUUGAUAUUACACGGUUUAAAGACUGAUAGCACAACGCUUAUUGACUAUUCAAUAUUGAUGUUAUAAUGUUUAUUGAACGGUUAUUUCUUAGAGCUAAAAUUAUUUUCUAUAUAAUUAACUAUUAUUUACAUGUUUAAAUACCAGCGUGCCCUGCUUUUAUUGUAUUUUCUUUGAUCACCAGUUCCUUUAUUUUGCGUUACAUGUAUAUUGUAUGGUCACAUAACUGACGCCUCUUUGUUUUUGUUGAUGUACUGAAAUAAUUUAGAAAUCUGUUUGAUUUUCUUUAAUAAUAUAGUUAAUAUUAUAUACUGCUGCUGUUUUAAGCAAAACGCAUUUGAUUUUUAAGGUUUUAGUAAA